AAAUAAAACACUCGGGAUCCCUAAUUAGAAAAUGAAAAAUUAUAGUCCUUUUCAAAACAAUAAAAAUCAUGAAUACUGGACGAAAUUCAACGAAUCUUGAUGUAACACAAGUGACAUCUGACAUUUUAAGUGAAUUCCUUGAAGUAGCCUUCCAUAGUAUUCUUUACACAAGAGAACUAUACCCAGCAGGUAUCUUUGAAAGACGCAAGAAAUACAAUGUUCCGAUACAAAUGUCAACCCAUCCAGAUGUGAACCAAUACAUAAUUGCCACAAUACAGAGCCUGAAACCAUUGCUGGAUAAGCAUACAGCUGACCGAGUCUGUAUGACAAUAUUGGAUGGUAGCAGCAGACCAACAGAGAAAUUCGUCUUUGAGAUUGCCUCAGCAACAGCAUGUGAUUUUAGUGAAGACAUGUAUCUAGUGCGCUUGGAGGAUGCUCUAAGGGCUUUCCUGCUCAAAUUGAAUAUAUGUGAUGCUAUUCUUACAACCAACCCACAAGAAUGCAGUUGGUGCAUCCAGGUUCAUACAACAGAAAUUGCUUAUGCUGACAUGAAACAAACACCUAAAGCUCAAGAAUUUACAUGGGUUGAAGCAGAGAGAGAGCAAACCUACAUGGGAGAAUCAUCUAUGCUACCAUUGAAGUCUGUAGACAAUGCUGUUGUCAAGAUGCAGUUAUAUGUGGAGGAAAAUACCUCAAGAAAGAAAACUUGACACAAUUUAAAAACAAUGACCAUAUGUUUAAUAUUGAAAUCUGAUUUCAUCUUAUCUUGUUUUUUAACAUAUCUGAUGCAUAAUUGAGAGUUAAGAUAAGAGAAAUAAGAGAAACACAUGAGUGUGGAUAAAGCUUUUUUCACAUACUCUUUGAAAGGAUAACUGUAAUAUGGCUAAAUCCAAUUUUUUACUUUUAUAGGUGAGUUUAUUGUAAAUAAAACUUGAAUACAUGUAUAACAGAAUAACAUGUAAUAAUUAUUUUUGUGGGAUAAUGCAGUAAAAUAUCCUGGUUAGAAAUAGAUAUUUAUGCACACUAUCUAUAUUGCAGUAGUAUUCGGUAAAUAAUAUAUGUAUACACAUUUUCGUUAACUUUAUCUUGUGAUUUAUAGUGAGAAAAAAGCUGUAGUAGUUUUUUCCAACCUUAUAGUUGCGCAUUUGUUUUAACUGAAACAAUAAACUAACAUUAUACUAUAAUUCAA
Molecule: messenger RNA, 1189 nt
Organism: Owenia fusiformis
Lineage: Eukaryota; Metazoa; Annelida; Polychaeta; Sabellida; Oweniidae
Source: the annotation of a GenBank genome assembly